Messenger RNA from Poeciliopsis prolifica (blackstripe livebearer), 1839 nucleotides. RefSeq names its product coronin-2B-like. Gene Ontology annotation, molecular function: actin filament binding. The coding region runs from base 29 to 1657 and encodes 542 amino acids. The record is from RefSeq and is a predicted model, not a curated record. The transcript is spliced from 14 exons. Gene Ontology annotation, biological process: actin filament organization. NCBI's taxonomy places the organism in Eukaryota, Metazoa, Chordata, Actinopteri, Cyprinodontiformes, Poeciliidae.
GAGCAGCAGGAACUUCUACCAACUCAAGAUGUCGUGGCGCUCGUCUUUCCGGUGCUCAAAGUUUCGCUACGUCUUCGGGAAGCCAGCGACCAAAGAGCACAGCUACGACGGCCUGCCAAUCACAAGAAGCGUCCAUGACAACCACUACUGCUCAGCCAAUCCCUGCUUCAUCGCCGUGGUGACGGAGUGCGCCGGGGGCGGGGCCUUCCUCGUCCUGCCCAUUCAUUGUUUGGGGAGAGUAGACCCUCACUAUCCGAGGGUUUGUGGUCACAGCGGCCGAGUUCUGGACGUCAAAUGGAAUCCGUUCAACGAUUAUUGCAUUGCCUCUUGCUCUGAAGACUCCACUGUGAAGAUUUGGGAUAUUCCAGUGUGUGGGGUCCAACAGAACCUCACCAAGGCCAGGAAGACUCUGACGGGCCACAGCAGGAGGGUGGCGAUCAUUGAGUGGCAUCCAACUGCAGAGAACCUGCUGCUCAGCUCGGGCUACGACUACAAGGUUCUCCUCUGGGACGUGUCCCAUUCCGGUUCUGUUAUCAGACACCCGGUCCGGGUGGUUCUGAUGCCCGUCCACCAUCGCUACCCGUCCGAGGCGCUGCUGCUGUCCGUCAGCUUCAACAUGGACGGCAGCAGACUGGCGGUCACAUGUAAAGACCGGCAGAUUCGGGUUCUGGAGCCGCGGACCGGGAAGAUCCUACAGGUUUCCAGCAACAAGACACACCGGGCUAACAAGGUUUUAUACAUCAGAGGGAAGAUGCUCCUGUCCACUGGAAGCUCGCCCUGGAACCACAGACAGAUCAUCCUCUGGGACCCAGAUGAUUUAUCAGAGCCUCUGUAUGAGGAGGAUCUGGACGGAUCUGCAGGAGUUCUCUUCCCGUUCUACGAUCCUGAUACACAGAUGCUCUACUUGGCUGGAAAGGGGGACGGGAACAUCAGAUACUACGAGCUGAGCUCUGAGAAACCCUACAUCAGCUUCCUGAUGGAGUACAGAUCGCUGCUGCCACAGAAAGGACUGGGUGUGAUGCCGAAACGCGGCCUGGAUGUGAGCGUGUGUGAGAUCUUCCGUUUUUAUCGGCUGAUUGCCGUCAAAGAUCUGGUAGAGCCUCUGUCGAUGAUCAUACCACGGAAACAGUCUGAGGUUUUCCACCAGGAUUUGUAUCCAAUGACGGCUGGAAACCAGGCAGCUUUGACGGCUCAGGAGUGGCUGCUGGGCAUCAACAGGGGCCCGGUGCUGAUGUCCUUGAGGCCGGAGGCUCAUGUGGAAAACCCAUACGCUGAAACUCCUGUGGAUAAAAACCAGUUGAGGCAGCUGAGCGCCGUCAGGCUGCAGACCAACACACACCUGGACUUUAUAGAAAAGGCCUUCCUGGAGGAGCAGCUGGCCUAUCAGGACGCCAAAUACCCCCGAGAGCUGAGCGACCUGUCGGACUGGCAGCCGGAUGACACGGACGGGCCGCUGUGGUUCUACCGCUGCACGCCGCACUGCCGCGAACCGGCCGAGGAACCGCCGCCCACCACCGAGAGCGAGCUCCUGCAGGCAUUUUACAGACAACAGGACGAGAUCAGAGGCUUGAAGGACGAGCUGCAUCAGAAGGAGGUGAGAAUCGCGAAACUGGAGCUGGAUAUAAAGAACAGGAGCAACCUGAGGGCGACCUUCUGACCCCGUCAGUUAUUCACUCUGACCUUAACGACAUGGAAGCUGUUUCACUUUUGCUCCGGAAACAAAGAACUGUUUAAUUUAUAUGUAUAAAAAUUGUGAAAAUAAGAUUAAAACUUGAUAAUUAAAUGAAAUUUAAUUAUCAAGUUUAAUAAACAUCAGUAUGUUAUGCAUGUUUGUACUAA